AUGGUAGUGUACCUCUGCCAAGUGAUGACGUUGGAUAGUCUCGGUGGCACUCUGAGUACAGUGGGAGUUAGGACAUUGGCAAACUGGCAAGUGGGAUGGCGAUUUGACGAUCUUGGAGGUGAGUCUUGUCACCGGGGACGGACUGCCGACCAUCGGAUCGGAAGGACUUUGGCUAAAACGGAGGAAAUGGCAAUGCUUCAAGUUGCGGGGAGAAUUGAGGGGCAGGGUUUAUGGAGUGAGGCAUCUUGUGUGUUUGCCAAUAAGAGUUUGGACAUUUGUCCUGUUUUGGAUUUCCAUCGAGAUGGACGAAAAAGGCACGGUGAGAACAACGGCCAAUGUAGUUGA
Messenger RNA from Pochonia chlamydosporia 170, 345 nucleotides. RefSeq lists its product as hypothetical. Lineage: Eukaryota; Fungi; Ascomycota; Sordariomycetes; Hypocreales; Clavicipitaceae. Bases 1 to 345 code for a protein of 114 amino acids. The transcript has a single exon. The record is from RefSeq and is a predicted model, not a curated record.